Brassica oleracea var. oleracea is the source of this 1005-nucleotide messenger RNA. RefSeq names its product glutathione S-transferase T3-like. Bases 1 to 1005 code for a protein of 334 amino acids. The record is from RefSeq and is a predicted model, not a curated record. The transcript is spliced from 4 exons. Lineage: Eukaryota; Viridiplantae; Streptophyta; Magnoliopsida; Brassicales; Brassicaceae.
AUGAUGUUUGAUUCGUUUAUCUCUUCGUCGUUGUUCUCCUCUAGAUCAGUCCAUGCAACCACCGUGAAGGUUAGAGAUAUAGCUAUGAGAUAUAGAAAUGGAGCAGCAAGAAAUGGAUCAGACUUCAUCAAAGUGGAUCAAACCUCAUCAAAGCAUCUCUGUUUCAUCUUCUUCUCUGAAGAGAAGAAGCUCUCCUUCUCCUGCGGUAUGGAUCCUUUUAGUCAUCCUUGUAGCUUUCAAAACCUCUUAAACUCACAACAACCCAACACCUCCUUCUCCUUUGCUAGUCGUGAACCUUCAAUUGAACUCUCUGCCUCCGAUGCGUCUGUAUUUGGUACACAAUCCCCUGAAGAUGCCACCGAAGAUGCAGCCUUUGUGUCUGACCAUAAAGAAAGACGGAAAUGGUCACCAAUUGAAGAUGUGGUGCUUAUAAGUGCUUGGCUUAACACGCCGAAAGAUCCGGUGACAGGAAAUGAGCAAAAAGCUAUUGCCUUUUGGAAGCGGAUUGCGGUUUAUUUUGCAUCAAUUCCUAAGCUUGCGGGUUUGCCAAAGCGAGAGCCUAGCAACUGUAAACAGAGGUGGGGGAAGAUUAACAAGGGUGUUUUCAGGUUUGUUGGGUGUUAUGAAGCGGCAACCAAACAGAAGUCUAGUGGACAGAGUGAGAAUGAUGUGUUGAUAAUGGCUCAUGACAUCUUCUUUAAUGAUUACAAAGUAAAGUUUACACUCGAGCAUGCUUGGUUGGAGCUUCGCCAUGAUCAGAAGUGGUGUGGAGCUUCUUCAACAAGAGAUAAGGUUAGCUCAAAAAGAAGGAAGUUAGAUGAUAGCUCGGCACAGUCAUCAACGUCUGUGGCAGGAGGGGAUGAAGUAAUGGCUCGUCCUGUUGGCGUGAAAGCAGCAAAGGCAAAAGGUAGAAGGAAGGGAACGGCUUCUGAAGAUGAAGUGAAGAGCCAAGCGGAUUUUCAGAGCUGUUGGGAUAUAAGGCAGAAGGACUUUGCCUUGAAGUAG